Dothidotthia symphoricarpi CBS 119687 is the source of this 2094-nucleotide messenger RNA. RefSeq lists its product as uncharacterized. Gene Ontology annotation, biological process: regulation of DNA-templated transcription; cellular response to starvation. The coding region runs from base 1 to 2094 and encodes 697 amino acids. Gene Ontology annotation, cellular component: nucleus. The record is from RefSeq and is a predicted model, not a curated record. The transcript has 3 exons. Lineage: Eukaryota; Fungi; Ascomycota; Dothideomycetes; Pleosporales; Dothidotthiaceae. Gene Ontology annotation, molecular function: RNA polymerase II transcription regulatory region sequence-specific DNA binding; zinc ion binding; DNA-binding transcription factor activity, RNA polymerase II-specific.
AUGACCUCCUCCGACGCCGACGAUGCAUCUCCCUCGCCGGAUUACAGCGGGGACCUGGACGACACCGACAUGGCUGCUGAACAGCGACUCGAACACUCCUCGGGCGGCGCAUCGCCUGCCCCGAAGACGACCAACGGCGCAAAGCCCGCCUCGAAUGCAAAGGACCCGUUGCGGCCGCGAAGGAAGAAGGCGCGCAGGGCGUGUUUUGCCUGCCAACGCGCCCACCUGACGUGUGGCGACGAACGACCAUGCAACCGCUGCAUCAAGCGCGGACUCCAGGACCACUGCAUGGACGGCGUGCGCAAAAAGGCAAAGUACCUCCACGAUGCGCCGGAUGGCGCUCUCAUGCCCGGUGUGGGCGGACACUAUCCCUACAUGAACGGGAACCGCCCUACACCCAUCCCAAACCAGGACACCCAACCCGUUGCCUUGGCUCAGCAAAGCAACCAUUACGUCCAGCCACCACCCACGACCUUCUACUCGCCAAGCUCCAUACCAGCCUCGAUGCCAGCAACGCAAGACGUUCAGAUGUACAACAGCCAGCAAUCUCCAAUAUCGCCUCCAUUCACCCAAUCUCAUCAAGUCUCGGUGUCCAAUGUCCCGAGCACCAUGGCCCAAGGCCAGCCAGGAGCGAUGCAGCAGUUUGGAGGAGCCCUGUUCGACCCAAGCGAUCCAGCCCUGUUCAAUUUCGACAUCUCCAACUUGAACUUUGGGAACCACUACGGUGCUCUGGAGUUUGGCAUGCUCAACCACAUGUCGUCAGGCGCAGCCGAGACGCCACCCCAUGAAAACGGCAUGUUGAAUCCUAUGAACCAGGCUGCGAACAUGUACAACCCGCCAGUGUCGGCAAGCUAUGGCGACCACCAGACGGACAUGUCCUACGCAAAUGGGCUUCCAACGAGCGAAUGGCAAGACACGCAGUCCCGGCAUGGUAGUAUGCACGUGCAGACGCCGAACAACACCCCGGCUACUGCAACCAUAGAUCACUUCGGUCAUCACCGUGACAGUAUACACGGCCCACACGCUUUUGCGAUAGGUCAAGGCCCUGCGAGUCACUCGACAGCAAGUCCAGCAUCAACAGACGCCAAUUCGGGGCUGGAGAAUGACAACCCAAUGGCAUCUGCUAGGUUCUUCGCUCACCCCACUCAGCCCCACGCUCAGCGAUCACCAACAGUCAGCCGGCAGCAACAAGAAAACCGACGAUCGAACGUGGCCUUACAACCCCUCCACUCCAACGGCAUGCGGAAACGGCAGCGAGACACCAAGGCCAUCUACCAAGGCAUCACCAAGCCCUACGACUACGUCAAGGGCUGGCACAACAUCUUCCACGUCAUCUCCAAGAGGUACUCAAAAGCCUGGGUAGCCAAAGCACAAGUAUACUUCCAAAGCUUCCGGCCCGUCCUCCUCAACGUGCGCGAAGAGCUCGACAGAGACGACCUCAUCCACCAAGAAAAGAGUCUGCAGCGCAACCUCCUAACCCUGCAAGAGCACUUCGCCGAAGUCGGCACCCCCUUCCUCAUCUGCCGCCGCUCAGGCGAAGUCGUCGGCAUGAACAAAGAAUUACAAAUCCUCACCGGCUGGAAACGCGAAGUCCUCAUCGGCCAGGAACCAAACAUGAACAUCAACCUCGGCAGCAACAGUACAAACCGCGACGCAGACGACAGCGAAAUGUCAACACAAACAAACACCACCCCCACCAUGGCCCCGCAAGACACAGACUCCGGCCUCCAACCCGUCAACAUCCUCGAACUCAUGGACGGAAAAUCCGCCCUAGAGUACCUAGAGCACUUCUCCGAACUGUGCUACCAGGAUUCCCGUGGCUUUGCGCAACAGCGCGUUAAUAUGCUGCGCUACCAGACGAAAGGCGAUGUUGAGCGCUCGGCGGAACUUAGGUCCGUGGCGCUUGCGGAGCCGAUUGUUAAGGUUGAGGGGGGCGCGACGGUGCAUCAGGGGGAGAGUGCGAUGCAGAGGUUGGGCGGGAGGAGUGGGCUGGUGGAUUGUAUGAUUUGGUGGCAUAUUAAGAGGGAUACUUUUGAUAUUCCUAUGUUGGUGUGCAUGUCGGUUAUGCCUGUGCUGGAUAAGGGACUGCAGUAG